This is a messenger RNA of Eremomyces bilateralis CBS 781.70, 1620 nucleotides long. RefSeq lists its product as uncharacterized. The transcript has 2 exons. NCBI's taxonomy places the organism in Eukaryota, Fungi, Ascomycota, Dothideomycetes, Eremomycetales, Eremomycetaceae. The coding region runs from base 1 to 1620 and encodes 539 amino acids. The record is from RefSeq and is a predicted model, not a curated record.
AUGGGAGCACUCAGACAGAAUGGGGCCGAUGAGAGUCUCAAUGUUACUCAGCAGUCCAUUCUUCCCUCUCAUCACACUCUAGUUACGGUCAAUUCCCACACGCAAAGUGUCUCGGCGUCACAUGUCCGAAACUCUGAUGCACACGACAAUCACAGCGACCCUCGAGACAAUAGCAGCCCCCAGUUUGCGGAUGAUGAGGCGCCAGACAGUACCAUAAGCCAAGUUGCGGCGCCCCGGUCUCACCGUAAGAAAGAAACCAAGAAACCUCGUCCUCAUACUCGCCAAAUCAUUCGGUGGGAUAAGGAUCUCAUUGAGCGCACUUUGAUCGGACUUGUGCAUGAAUCCAACAAAGCCAAUAUCCAGUUGCCCUGGGAGGCUGUCGGUCAAUGGGUCCCUAAGAACAAGCGGAAUAUGAGCAGCCCUAGUGGCGAGGCCAUAAGGCAGCAGAUUGAGAAGAGACGUAAAAGGCGGCGAGAUGACGGGGAACCUGUUCCCCCACUCUCGCCACGGGUUGACACUCCAUCUUUCAAGAUACGUAGGAAAAGUUCCUCGCAGCCAGCCAACAGGGAUCAGAGGUGUAAGACACGUAUCAGUGACCUUGCCAAUUCUUCCGCCGACAGUCCUACCACCACUUCCAGCACUCCAACAACUACUUUUGACACUCAUACCAACUCUAUCGACAACAAACCUGGUGAUAGGAAUAGUGAGAAUGCUGGUAGUAGUCCUGCCUACAACCCUUUUCCGACGGACACUGGUGCUACACCCACCAUCAAGGAAUACAAGCCUUUUACCGAUGAAUACAUACCUUUGGUUUCGGAUCGCUCCCGACGUGCUGCGGCCAUUGAUUCAGCCUCUCGAACUUCCCAAAUCACCGACCAGGAAAACGAAGCAGAGCAAUUGGCCAGCCUUGACAACAACUCUGCAUCCUUCGCCGACUAUGUCCUCGCUAACAACAUCCGAGAGAGCCACGCAAUCCACCAGGGUGCGCAAACCGGCCACGCGGACAAGCAAGCCACUCAAUAUCCUGGAAACUUUGGGUAUAUCGUUCAAGACACCAUGCCUUCAGUGAUGGCAACUUCUGGCCCCUCUUCCAAUCCAUACACACCGCCUGGAAUGUUAGGUUCCGAUUCGUUUGGUUCCGAUUCAUUUGGAGACCUGUUUGGCGAUCUCUUUAGAUCACCCUGUUCUGCGACUGUAGAACCCCUCGACCAUAGCAACGGUGGCUUUGGCGGCAUGGAAUCCAACACAUGGAACGAUUUCGGCCCCUUCGCAGAUCUCCAAGACCUAACCAACGGGGUUCAAGAUGAAAUCUACGGACCACUAGAUCUACCUUUUGGUGGUUACGAUGGGGGAUACGACUUAUAUGAGGACAUCGGACUAGAGCGUGAAUUCCUAGCCAUAGCAAAUAGGUGCAACCCCACCCAGAAUGGUGCUCCAAGGUUUAGCAUUUCCCAUCCUAGUGGAGAGGGGUAUAACCAUAUUGGGACCCAAUUCAACGAGUUGGUUGAGGACAAAAUUCCCCCUGACAACUGGAUGAUCCGGCGCCUGUUGGACUUCCUGCGGACGAGUCGGUUCCUGUCGGCUUUCCAGUGGAUGAACCAGCUCCCGUUGGAUUUCUAA